Molecule: messenger RNA, 2354 nt
Organism: Siniperca chuatsi (mandarin fish)
Lineage: Eukaryota; Metazoa; Chordata; Actinopteri; Centrarchiformes; Sinipercidae
Exons: 14
Coding region: 99-1700 (533 amino acids)
Source: RefSeq, a predicted model, not a curated record
AUGUCAUGUAACUGCCACUUAUUUCCUGGAUUGCUCUUCUUUUAAGUCAAGUCCCCAACAGCAGCUUAUCUUCUGUGCUCUUUCUCAUUUUGACAACAAUGACCCACCCAACGGAUUAUUUUUUACAACCUCGGUCAGAAAGUGGCCAGGACCUACACACCCAGGAGAGCGGUGAUGCUGGCCUCUCCUCCAACAUGGAGCACAAGUUCAGUGAAAAUUACAAUGAAAGUGCUUUUCCUGUAUCAGAUAAAGGCAGCUUAGUCAUACCCAUUCCUAAAGGGGAACUAGACCUCUUUGAGCGCCCUUGGAAGAUAGGUAAGAUCUGGUCAAACCCAUCAGAGUUUUGGAAUGCUGCUGGUCCAAAGGCAGAGCUGCACCCUGUGUCUGCUGAGGAGGGGUUCUUAAAACCGCCCACUCUAGCUGUGGUUCAAACUAAAUACUUUCCACCACAAGCCACCCUGAUAGCCCUGCCAGAGAACAGUCCGGAAGAGGACAAUUUCAUGGUUUUACCCGGAACAAAAGCCAUUACAGAGAGGCAGCCAGACAAGGAGGUGGUAACAGAGGAUAGCUGCAUCAUGGACACCAAGAUGGACACCGGGGUAAAACCAAAAGGUCCAUUACUGGUUGCUGGAGAAGGGAGAAACAGCAACCACCGCAGGAAAAGAGCUGCUGGGAAGAACCGGAAAUUGUACCUUCUAUGUUGGAUGGUAUUCAUGUGUGUUCCUGUCUCUGAGGGCUUUCCUGGUGCUCAACCAGCAGCAGACCAAAAGCUUAAGUGUUUUACCUGCAUGGACAAGGACAGAUGUCUAAAGUUGAUGACCAUAUCUAGCACUUAUGACACUCCUGUCUACAAAAGAGACCUCAAUCAAACAUUUCCAGGAUGUUCUGAAAUCUCUCCACCUACUCCUAAGAGUUGUGCUGUGUGCCGUGACCAACUCAAGAUCACCAUCAUCUGCUCAGACGACGUUGGAGGAUUGGAGUUGGAAGAUAGUGAUGGAGGACAGAUCUUAAACAUCUCUUCAGUCUGUGCUCAACCAGCAGCAGACCAAAAGCUUAAGUGUUUUACCUGCAUGGACAAGGACAGAUGCCUAAAGUUGAUGACCAUAUAUGGCACUUAUGACACUCCUGUCUACAAAAGAGACCUCAAUCAAACAUUUCCAGGAUGUUCUGAAAUCUCUCCACCUACUCCUAAGAGUUGUGCUGUGUGCCGUGACCAACUCAUGAUCACCAUCAUCUGCUCGGACGACGUUGGGGGAUUGGAGUUGGAAGAUAGUGAUGGAGUACAGAUUUUAAACAUCUCUUCAGUCUGUGCUCAACCAGCAGCAGACCAAAAGCUUAAGUGUUUUACCUGCAUGGACAAGGACAGAUGUCUAAAGUUGAUGACCAUAUCUAGCACUUAUGACACUCCUGUCUACAAAAGAGACCUCAAUCAAACAUUUCCAGGAUGUUCUGAAAUCUCUCCACCUACUCCUAAGAGUUGUGCUGUGUGCCGUGACCAACUCAAGAUCACCAUCAUCUGCUCGGACGACGUUGGAGGAUUGGAGUUGGAAGAUAGUGAUGGAGGACAGAUCUUAAACAUCUCUUCAGUCUGUGUACAGCAGCAGACCCGUGGAUAUGUUGGAUUGAUCCUUAGCGCUGUCGUCUUUUUGAUUGUGGUGACAGCACUGGUGAUCCGUUGCUGGCAGAAAAAACAGGACUGAAAAUGGUUGACAGUGAAGAAUACUGCAUGAUUAAGAAGAAGACAGCAGAGGCCAUUCUCUUGCCAUGCCAUUUUAUUUCCAUUUAAUAAUCUCUAGCUUUAGCUGCCAUAUACUGUAGAUAUCAUAUAGAAAAUAGUUGUGAAGGGUAUUUUUUAUUGUAUACUCUUUGGGACAAUUGCUGAUAACAGAGCUGCAACUCAUGAUUGAUUUAAUUAUUGAUUCAUCUGCUGAUUAUUUUCUUGAUUAAUCAAUUAAUUGUUUGGUCUAUAAAUUGUCCAAAAAUGAAAAAAACAUCACAAUUUCUUAAUGCCUAAGGUGAUGUCAUCACAUUGCUUGUUUUGUCCAAUCAACACUCAAAAGCCCAAAUAUAUUGAGUUUACUAUUACACAAAACAAAGACAAACAGCAAAUCAUGAGAAGCUGGAACUAUCGUGAGCUUUUGGCCUUUUUUUUCCAAAAUUACUUAAAUGAUUGAUCAGUUACCAAAAUAACUGCAGAUUAUUCCUGUUUCGAUCAAGUAAUCGCUUAUUUUGACUAAUCAGCUUCCAGCUCUGCUUGAUAGCUGAUAAUGAUGUUUGAAAUUUGUGAGCUUUCUGCAAAAAUGGCCUAAUGAAUAUAUGUACCUGCCAUCCUAAUAAAAAAUGGCUUUAAACAA